AUGGCUGGCAUGCGAGGCUAUGAUAAGCUCGCGCAUCUGAUGAGCCACUAUCCAGAAUACGGCAUCGUCCGCCGAUUCCGCGAGCUGAACUACAGAAAUAUCCUCUAUCUCCAAGCCGAGUUAGUGCAGCUUGAGGCAGAGCUGCAAAGCGCAACGACGGCAGACGCCCAAUCCCAGGAUCCUCUCCGCCAACAUUAUGGCAACCACUUUCCCCUUCUGAGCACCUCUCUGGGAGCCGGCCACGACGUGCAAUGGACCACAAUGCUCGAAAUCCGGGGUAAACUGGAAAAGUACAACCAGUGCCUUCAGGACCAAAAGGCACUCGGCGAACUGGGUAGACCAGCAAAGCACAACCUCACCUUCCUCCGAAGCUGGUUUGAGCGGCGACACAUGGGCAACCGCCCGAUCAUCAGCAGCGACAGACAUGUCUGGGACGCGGAGAAAGAGCAUGACCUCGUCGUUCUCGAGCCCGCAGGAUUCGCAGACGCUCUGAGCGACUGGAUCUCAGGCCACUGUGUGCCCCUUUACCAUCGAACCAUCGGUAAACACCACAAAGCCACCGUCGACUGGGACCCGGCAUCGGAGAUGUCGUGGUAUUCCUCGUCUGGAAUCCAGGCGGCCGUCGAUGUCGUCGCGACCAUUAUCUCCUGCCUUUUCCCCGUUGGAGCCACCGUCGUUUUGUACUUUGUGCAGAGCAUGGGCGCGCGUUUGGGAGCCUUGGCCGCCUUCACCGCCGUUUUCGCCUUCUGCCUGGCACUCUUGACGAACGCAAAGCGGGUGGAGAUCUUUGCGGCCACGACAGCGUAA
Messenger RNA from Fonsecaea pedrosoi CBS 271.37, 807 nucleotides. RefSeq lists its product as uncharacterized. The transcript is spliced from 2 exons. Bases 1 to 807 code for a protein of 268 amino acids. The record is from RefSeq and is a predicted model, not a curated record. Lineage: Eukaryota; Fungi; Ascomycota; Eurotiomycetes; Chaetothyriales; Herpotrichiellaceae.